ACAAAGCACAAUGUCCACACAAAUUGAACCAAAGACCCAUUACGGAUUCCCACAAACCCUCUCCUUUCGGCGGCUCCAUAAGGACGAUCCUUAGAAAGAGCUAUCCACCGAAGAAGUUCCCAUUGGCGCGUCUGUAGCCUCCUAGUAUGGCUGCCCUCGAAGAGCUUCAAGCAGGUCUACUUAAGGAGUACUCACAGAAUCUUGAUUCAUCCACUGUGCUCGCAAUUCUCUCAGACUACAACCUCUCCAAUUCAACCGAAUUAGAAGCCGCAACGCAGCUAUUGAGUGCUCUUAGUUCUGAAGUUGCAACCGAAGAGACGACUGGCUUUGAUCCCAGUGGUGCUAGUGGGUUGGGCUUGUUUACGAAUGACGUUGAAAGUGGUAGAGAUGGGGAAAGUGCUAGUGGGAGGAGCCAACAAGGAUGGAAGAGCCAGACAGAUGACACAUCCCUAAGCCAAGAACUAUCAGUGUUGGGUUUGGAAGGCCUCGAGUUUUCGGAUAACGGCGGAGUAAAAAGCAGGGAAGAAAGCCCAGAGAAACCCUACCCCAGCAGUAUCGAUAGCUUGGAUGCGGAGGGCCAAGAAGCGGCCUUGAUAGCCAUAUUUCCUGCAUUAAAAGCUUUCGAUGUCCAAUGGACUCUGAAAAAGUGCAAGGGGGAUACAGGACAGGCUAUUGAUGAGCUCAUGACACAGUCGUUCCUCGAAGAGAGCGGAAGCCGACAUCGAGGAAUUGAGGCAUUCUCCGAGAGCGAACUUCCCUCCCGACGACGAAAGGGUAAAGGGAAUAAGAGAUGGGGCCGAAAGACGGAUAACAAUCCCGCAGAUCCGGCUUCGCUUGUACAAAGCAAAUGGGACACUGGAAGGCAAGACGUCGAGUUUAUUGCUACCAAUACCGGAAUGCCGAUGCAACAAGCCGCUUCCAUCUAUCACAAGAAUGGAGCCUCAGUUCGCACAACGAUAGCGGCAAUCAUCGGCGCCCACGCUUCUAUGGAAAUGGAAUCAGACGACCCAAAAAUCCAGAUCAAUGCCUCGGAACUCAGACAAGACUUUCCAUCCGUCUCGACUUCUGAUCUGGAGAUUCUCGUGCAGAUCACACACCCCUCGAUAAACAAUGCACGCGAGCUUGCUAAAGCUCUUAGCUCUCGCCCCGUUGCCAACAAGCCACCAAUCCAAUUUGAGUUCCGGCACGCACCAGUCGAACUUGGUUCAGAGCCUUCAAAUUCUAAAAUUAAGGUUUCCAAUGGAAUACAUAAUGAGGGAGCAGUGCCUCCUGCAGCACUUGCAUCGACCUAUAUCCAAGCCCGAGAUACGGCUUUUAUCAAAGCUCAUGCAGCGUUCCGGAAAGGAAAAUCGGAUCCAUUGAUGGGCGGUGCUGCAGCUUAUUACUCUCAGGUAGGACGGGAGAACGACGCUAAAGCCAAGAGUGCGGAGAGUGCUGCGGCAGAUGCCCUAAUCUCGACGCAAACUUCUCGAACCGAGCUCGAUUUGCAUGGCCUUAAUGUUAAGGACGCGGUGAGAAUCAGCAGGGAGAAGGUCACCGCUUGGUGGCACGAAGGUGGUGAACAGAGAUUAGGUACGAGGGGCAUCGGCCCCGAGUAUGCGAUAAUUACAGGCAAGGGAAAUCAUAGCGAGGGAAGAGGGAGACUAGGCCCUGCUGUGGGGAAGAUGCUUAUUAGAGAGGGGUGGAAGGUUGAGGUUAGGGGCGGAAAUGGCGGGCGGCUAGUAGUGACAGGUGUUGCUAAGAAAAGAUGAUUCGAGCUUACUGAUUUCAGGAUGUGGCAUUUCUUGGCGUUGCAUUUCGGGUGUUUUUGCGGUGCACAUGAUGGGUAGGAGUAUGUGGAGUUGUGUAAGUGGCGGGGAUUUCAUGAUUUGUUUGGAUAGAGAAAGCUCCAUAAGAGAGAUAUAGAGACCUUGUGAAUAGAACUUGAUGUUACAGGAAUACACGCGGUUUAAUGGCCACGAACACCGAGAGUAUGACGCAAAGCUACUAAAAAAAUGAUAUCUUGACAGU
Molecule: messenger RNA, 2010 nt
Organism: Hyaloscypha bicolor E
Lineage: Eukaryota; Fungi; Ascomycota; Leotiomycetes; Helotiales; Hyaloscyphaceae
Exons: 2
Coding region: 147-1751 (534 amino acids)
Source: RefSeq, a predicted model, not a curated record